Molecule: messenger RNA, 752 nt
Organism: Saccostrea cuccullata (small rock oyster)
Lineage: Eukaryota; Metazoa; Mollusca; Bivalvia; Ostreida; Ostreidae
Exons: 9
Source: RefSeq, a predicted model, not a curated record
GAUUCUGCACUGAGUUUAACGAGCAAGGCUUACUGAUACAAGACCACUAUGCAAAGGACUGCACAACGUUUGAUAUCCCUUGGCCAACUCGAUAUUUGUCCACAAAGGCAUACAAAUAUCAGGAAUGUUAUCGCUUAGAUACAAAAACCAUGAUGAACCAGUCAGAUAACAUCGAUAAUUUAGUAAUUGGAGAAACUGUAAUGGGGAUACUGGUCGGUUUACUUUUUGCAACACUCGUUUGCUGCAUUAUUUUCCGAAAUCGAAAAAAUAUACAUGUCAAUAAAUACAUAGGUUUAGAUUGUGUACAAGGCAAUCAAAGUCAAGAAGAUGUCACAAGAGGUGAAAGAAUUAUAACUGAGCAUCAGGGAGGUGACAUAAUUUAUUACAAUAACGCAGCAAACGGACGAAACGAAAUGGAACAAACGGAAGAAAAUCCUACAGACCAAAGUUUCAACACAAGACUAAUACAAGAAAAUCGGCAAAGGUCAAAUUUGCCAGUUCAAGAAGGAUAUAUAGAAGAUCUGUUGUCAGCCCAGGAAAUACAUCGCUAUUGUCCUGAUGGACCACAAGAGAGCGAAGACAAUGUUUCCUGGGAAAACCAAUCAUCGGCUCAACCUUCUCAAAUUGGUGAUUAUCAAGACGCAAUAUCAUGUCGAAAUCCUAAUUCUAGGUAAAAAUACCGAAACAGGUAUUAAAACUUGGUAUUUUAUUAAGAACAAUAAAGGAAUUAAUAUGUACAUGUAAAUAAAUAU